Onychostruthus taczanowskii (white-rumped snowfinch) is the source of this 1026-nucleotide messenger RNA. RefSeq names its product glycosyltransferase 1 domain containing 1 (gene GLT1D1). The coding region runs from base 1 to 1026 and encodes 341 amino acids. The transcript has 12 exons. Gene Ontology annotation, molecular function: glycosyltransferase activity. Lineage: Eukaryota; Metazoa; Chordata; Aves; Passeriformes; Passeridae. The record is from RefSeq and is a predicted model, not a curated record.
AUGAGGCUGCUGCUGCUGGCGUGUCUGCGGGCACAGACCGGCAACGCCACCACGGCCGCCAGGAUCCGGAAUCAUCUACAUGCUGCAGGUCACAUCUGUGUCCUUAAAGAUGCUUUCAUGUAUGAAAGUCCAGCUGAAGUAGCAAACCUGACCUGCUCAGACAAGUUUGAUGCAGCCCUGGCCAUUCACCUCUAUAAAGGAGGCAGACUGCUGCAAGGGAGCAGAAUUCCUUUUGGAGUCAUCUUUGGUGGGACAGAUGUCAAUGAAGAUGUCAAAUGUAAAGAGAAACGCCAGGUAAUGGGAGCAGUGCUGGAGAAAGCCAGGUUUGCAGUGGCUUUCACCGUGGAAAUGAAGGAGCUGGCAGCAGCAGAGUGGCCAGAUGCCAGGAAGAAAAUCUAUGUGCAAAGUCAAGGAAUUAAGACUACACCCAGUGAAACAUUUGACUGGUCCAGAUUUCUACAAAAUGCAGGCAUUCCUGCAGCCACAGGCAGGGUGCAGCUGUUCCUCUUGGUGUGUGGGCUCCGGAGAGUCAAGGACCCUCUGUAUUUAGUGGAAGCUUUCUCAGACUGGCACAGAAAGGAUCCCAGUGUCCAUCUGGGCAUUAUCGGACCUGCAGUGGAUCCACUUUUCAGCAGUGAAGUUGAGGACAGAGUUAAAAGGGCCCCCGGGGUGCACGUGCUGCAGGAGCUGCCCCAGCAGGAGCUGCACGCUGCCCUCAGGAGCUGCCUGGCCCUGGUGAACAGCUCCAUCUCCGAGGGCAUGUCUGCUGCCAUCCUGGAGGCAAUGGACUUAGAAAUUCCAGUGCUGGCAAGGAACAUUCCUGGGAACGCAGCAAUAAUAAAGCACAAGGAAACAGGGCUGCUCUUUUCAACCCCCCAGGAGUUUGUUGCGCUGUCCAAGAGUUUAAUGAACGACCCCAUUAUGGAAAAGGAAAUUGUAACCAGGGCCAAAGACUACGUGAAGAAGCAUCAUUCCUGGGAAGGGGAAAGGAAAACCUACCAGAAUCUUGUGCAGAGACUCCAGUGA